GGCACCCGGAGGCUGUGGGACCCGGACUCCAGGGUGCACUCGAAGUUCGAGUCUACAUGCAGGUCUUGGGCCUUCGGGACAAGAACACCCAACACCUAUCUCCUUUUUUUUCCAAUAACAUUUAUCACCUUCACGUUUUAAUGCUCAACGUGUCAUAAUAUCCAUCAGAUUGAUAACAAUGUGUUUAAAGCCCCUGUGUUCUGUGUUCUGGGGGCGCAAAGGGACCUUUACCUGGUACACAGGGAACUUCACGGUUUAAUCUUGUCACAAGCAAAAGGGGAAAUUAAGUGCUCACAGUUCAAUUACUGAACACCAAGUAAGCAUGUGUCGUCAAACUGGAAAUACCUGUGUGUGUGUGUGUGUGUGUGUGUGAGAGGCCACAGUGUCCCUGAGACUCACUCAGAUAAAAUAACUCUUGGUGACCAAAUAGCGAGCGUGUCUGAAUCAUGUUAUCGGCUGCUUUGUGUGAACCAGGAAAGAGCUCACCUUUUGUCAUGCCUCUCCUUUGUUCCUCCAACCUCCUUUUGUCCCUGGCUGCUUGUUCGAUGGCCCCGAGUCAAGUUGGGUGAGCUGUUAGUGAGUCACAUGAGCCCUGCUGAUGGAGAGAGGUCAUCCUACUGUCCAGUGGUGCUGAUUGGAGAUUCAGGUGUCGGGAAGAGCAACCUGCUGUCCCGCUUCACCCGAAAUGAGUUCAACUUGGAGAGCAAGAGCACCAUCGGGGUGGAGUUUGCCACGCGCAGCAUCCAGGUGGAGGGCAAGACCGUCAAGGCUCAGAUCUGGGACACGGCCGGCCAGGAGCGCUACCGAGCCAUCACUUCUGCCUACUACCGCGGAGCAGUCGGAGCGCUCUUGGUUUACGACAUCGCCAAACACCUGACGUACGAAAAUGCCGAGCGCUGGCUGAAGGAGCUGCAGGACCACGCAGACAGCAACAUAGUCAUCAUGCUGGUGGGCAACAAAAGUGAUCUACGUCACCUGAGGGCGGUGCCAACAGAUGAGGCCAAGGCCUUGGCAGAGAAGCACGGCUUGUCUUUCCUGGAGACGUCGGCGUUAGACUCCUCUAAUGUGGAGCUGGCUUUCCAGACUAUUCUUACAGCCAUCUACAACAUCGUGUCUCAGAGGCAGAUGUCAGGGCGAAGUGACUCCGACUUCUCACCGGCUUCCAACGUCGUGCCCAUCACGGUUGAGCCCACCCAAAACUCAUCCAAUAAGGGCGUCUGCUGCCAGAACAACUGAGGCCUCACCACUGACCUCCUCCUUCACCUCCAGGCCGUUGGAGAAACAACCAGAUAGAGCACAGACAGACAGGUGGACAGGGAGAAUGGAGAGACAGGUAGAGAUUACCAUUUCACAAGCGAGGACAUUGGAGUUGUCGUGUGUCUUGUUAAGACACCGUGAUGCAGAGAAGGAGGGAUGGUAAAGGAGCGUAGACGGGGUUGUGGUGCAGGAGGAUGAGUAUCGAUGCAUUAACCCUUUGAAGGAGGUACAUGAUCACAACUGAUUCACAGUCUAAUGAAAAAUUUAACACAUGAGGUCCCUUUUUGUAUCAUCACAAUUUCUGUCUUUCCAAACUCCCUUUUUGAAAGCUCUCUUUUAAAAGCCAGUAAAUGCUUUAUCUCACUUUCCCACGCCAGUAUAUUGGGCAAUAGAAAUCCACAAAGACUGAACUGCAGUCAUUCCCAUUUUCCUUAAAUGUAGAAUAUCGAGAAAAAUAAUGUCCCUUACAAUAUUUAUUGAACACUAGAUUGAGGUCUUCUCUGGCCAAACGGGGUUGCGGUUGAACACGUUGGUUUAGGGGCCUCCUUCUUUUGGGUGCCCACAUUCGUGUUUGAAGGAGCUUGGAAGGGGCAGCUCGCCCUCACUCAGGAACAAGGGCUUCGAGGCGCUUGUUUUUCUUUCUUUCCUAAAUGCAAAUGCUGGAAUUUAGUCAGCGUCGGUUGAUUGAAGUUGUGUUCCACUCGGAGCAAUAACACCUCUACCAACAUGUCAUUUCUCUUUGAUUGCUUUUGCUUUGUUCGGAAGGCCUUCCUGCUCUCACUUUGAGUCACGCUCCUGCAGCUGCCCGGCUCACUGUAGAGUUACUGUCGGGGUUAACCCGAUGGCCGCCUCACCCCUCAACCUGUGGGAGAGAUCAGGGAAUUGGUUUGAAUGCACGGACAACCUGUGCUGGGAUAAAUGGAUGGGUAAUGUUUCCGGGGAUGAGUUAGUGAGGGCACUCUGUGGUCUCUGAUGUACCCGGCUUGUUUUACUGUAAGUGAAAUCCUCCACUGCUACCUCCUCCUCUGUCUCCACUGUAACUGGAACAGGACUCUGCCUUCUGGGAUCUCCCUGAGGUCGGCCCUCGCUCUCACUGGUCUGUUUCCUGUGGGGGGGGCGGGGGCUGUCUACGGGGGCCAGGAUUGGGUUUGUUAGUAUCUAAUAGUUUAAUAGAUGGAGGAAAAGGAGAAAGGAUGCGAGUGUUAGGCGUGGCUUAAUUAAAUCCAAAGGUUAUGCACACAGAUGGUGUUUAUCCUGGUUGUUUCCAUCAACACGGACUUCUGUUGGCUUCACAGGUCUUAAACUGGGUGGUGUAGGGUAGGGCUUUUUAAACAUUUAUUCUAAUAUAUGUAUAUUUGGACUGCAUAUGUAUAAAUAAAUCUCAUUUGUUAUAGCUUG
Molecule: messenger RNA, 2655 nt
Organism: Cyclopterus lumpus (lumpfish)
Lineage: Eukaryota; Metazoa; Chordata; Actinopteri; Perciformes; Cyclopteridae
Gene: rab11al
Product: RAB11a, member RAS oncogene family, like
Exons: 5
Coding region: 586-1236 (216 amino acids)
Biological process (GO): melanosome transport; neurotransmitter receptor transport, endosome to postsynaptic membrane; exocytosis
Cellular component (GO): transport vesicle; axon; postsynaptic recycling endosome
Molecular function (GO): GTP binding; GTPase activity
Source: RefSeq, a predicted model, not a curated record